AGUAUUACUUAACUGGCAACAUUUUUAACAUGGCCGCAUGUUGAACGAAACGAUUUUCUUUACUGUUCGCCAAAACAUAGCAAUAGUGGUGUAAUUUGUAAGCGGAUUUAUGUUAAUCGCCUAGCGGGGUGUUCUAUUUUGUGUUUACAAUAAAUUCAGAUGAAGAUGAUGCAUCACCCGAACAUGCAUCAUCAGCCGAUGUCGGGGCACCCGCCGCAGCACAUGGGCGGGCACCAGGGCAUGCCCGCGCACCACCAGAUGCCGCCGCAUCAAAUGCACAGGGAGAACAGGCACGUAACACUUACUAGGGUGCCCCUGGGCCCGUCGCAAGCGGGCGCCGGCAUGGGUGGCAUGGGCGCAGCCAUGGGCGUGCCGCACCACGCGCCCGCGCAGCGACCACCACACCCCAUCAGGGCUAUGACACAUCAUCCGCCAGCGCAACACCACAAUGUGCCACCGCGCGGGCGAUUUCAGCAGCAAAUGAAGCCGUUACGGCGUCCGUACGUAAGCGGCGUGGUGCACGCGUACGCGCAGCACCACCACCAGCCACAGCAGCCCCCGCCCCCCGUGCAGCCGCCGCCGCAGACAGCGCAGUCCGCGCAGGCGGCGCUACACUCAGGUCUGCGCCUUUCACAUUCAGCGAUAAUGAAGACACAGGCAAAGUUCAGCUCGGAAUUCGCGGUAUCAACAACACCAAGCACUGCGACGACGACGACAAGCAGCACAAUGAUACCCGAAGCGAGUGCGAACGUGAGCGCGAACGCGAGCGCAAACGUGAUCGUGAGCGUGAACCCGAGCUCGGCUGCUGUGGUGGGCGCGGGCGUGAGUGCGGGCGUGGGCGCGAGCGCGGGCGCGGGUGCGGGCGGCGGCGCGGCUGCGAGCGCGGGCGCAGGCGCGGGCGCUGAGGGCGGCGGCGCGGGCGCGGCGGCGGGCGACGGCGAGGCGGCGCGCCCCGCCGCCGCACAGGCCAACAGUAAAGAGAAGACUCCCAUGUGCCUGGUCAACGAGCUGGCCAGGUACAACAAGAUUAAACAUCAAUACCGCCUCACAUCAGAAACAGGACCAGCUCACAAAAAAGUAUUCACGGUAACACUCAGACUGGGUGAUACUGAGGAAUACACAGCUGAGGGUUCGUCGAUAAAGCGCGCGCAGCACGCGGCGGCGAGCGCGGCGCUCACCGCCACCGCCUACCCGCCGCCGCCGCCCCGCGCGCACCCCGCGCACCACCCCGCGCACCCGCACCACAGGCACUCCGGUACGCACCACGACACUGAGGCGGCUAGCGUGAUGCCAACAGUGGAGUUAAACGCUCUAGCAAUGAAAUUAUGUCAGCCGGCGGUGUACACGUCGAUCCCGGCGGUGGCGGGGUGGGGGCGCGCGGCGGGGGCGGGUCGCGGCGCGGGCGGGUUCCGAGCGCCGCUGGUGGGCGUGUACGGGCGCGUGGUGACGCCGGCGCUGGUGUACCGCGUGCGCGUGGCGGUGGGCGGGCGCGCGUGGUUGGGCGAGGGCGGCACGCCGCAGGCCGCGCGCCACGACGCCGCCGCGCGUGCGCUGCGCGACCUGCGCCCGCCGCUCGACGCGCUCUCGCCCGCGCCGCCCGAGCGCCCCGGGGACGACAACAGCGACGACGACACUGGCGAAAACGGUACCGACCUAUUGAACUCGGAAGUGAAGUCACCGGUGUCGUUGGUGCACGAGCUCGCUCUCAAACGGAAUCUGUCAGUUCAGUUCACAGUCAAGUCCGAAAGAGGUCCUCCACACAUGAGGGUGUUCGUGACGGUGUGCUCGGUCGGCGACAUGGAGACGGAAGGCGAGGGCAACGGCAAGAAGGUGUCGAAGCGGCGUGCGGCUGAGCGCAUGCUCGACGAGAUGCGCCGGCGCUGGCCCGCCGCGCUGCUGCGUGCCCGACCAGUGCGCACUGACAAGCGGAAUCAUCCCGCAAAGAAGAAGCCGCGAAAUCUUAUCAAGGAGGGCAGCGCGUGCGGCGGCGGCGCGGCCGGGUGCGGCGCGGCGGCGGGCGACAACCCCAUCUCCGUGCUGGCCGUGGCGCGGCACGUGGCGCGCGCGCGCUCGCCGCAGUACCGCGUGCUGGAGGAGCGCGGCGCGGCGCGGCGGCGCGAGUUCCUCGUGCGCUGCGACGCGCCGCCGCACUCCGCCACCGGGCUCGGGCCCAACAAGAAGACCGCCAAGCGACGCGCCGCACACAAUGUGCUGCUCGCAAUGGAGAUGAGCGCGAACAACACCAACGGCACCAGCACGCCGACUAACGCUUCCGAAACGAACGUCAUCAACGCGACAGACUCCAAAAACGCCAGCCCUGAUGCCAAACAGAAAGAAGGCGACGGUGCUAACCCGGAGGGCCGGCAGCCGGUGCCCGGCGUGCUGCUCAUGGACUACCACCAGCGAAACCAUCCCCUGCAUAACGGUGUGAGCGAGUCGAGUGCGCCGGCCACAGCGAGCGGUACCACGCCCGGCGCCAAGGACCAGCUCUUAUAUCUGUCGCAAUUGCUCGGCUUCUCAGUCCAGUUCUCAGAUUUCCCUAAGCGUAACCACGGCGAGUACCUGUCGUUGGUGUCGCUGUCGACGGAGCCGCCGGUGAUGUGCCACGGCGGCGGCGCGUCCACGUCGCAGUCGCACGAGCAGUGCUCGCGCGCCGCCCUCCGCGCGCUCGCCAUGAUGGGGCUCGACGCGCCCGCGCACGCGCACGCGCCCGCUCUCGCGCCCGCACUCGCACCCGCGCUCGCGUCCGCGCCCGCGCCAGCACACCCAUCUGUGCCCACCGACAAUGGUAUUGCAAGUCUGACGAGCACAGGCGCCAAGCCACCGACCACCGCAGGUGUUAUAAGUAACGGAAUCACGGAGUGAGGCGCCGGGCGACUGACAUUACAUUGACAUUACCCAUAGCUUUUAUGUUAGUAGUUAUUACCUGUGCAUAUUUCUUUACUUUUUGUUUGAAUGCAAUAUAAGUGAAUAUUUCAAAGCGCGAAAUAAAUAUUAUAGUUCGGGACUAAUUCAUAUUUAACAAACACUAUUUCUAGCUGUGACGUAUUCACAAGAAACUUUUUCGUUUUGAUCUCGACUCUUGCAACUUCAUUUUAAUUUUAUUAUUUCUUAACCUUUCUAUUUUUUAAACUUUCAAAUGUAUAUUUUUUGUUAUACACGAUGAUCUGUAAGUAAUGAUUUUAGUUUAAUGUAUAAACUCGAAGGUGUCAUUUGUGGAAUACUGCCGCUCACAAAGUAGGUUUACAUUUUUAUACAUUUUUUCCUUUCUAUAUACAAGUUGAUUCGCAUACCUUUUGUAUUUUACACGGGUCAGUAAUGCUCGUGUCGAAUAUCUCAAACUAAUGUAAGUGUUAUUACGAGAACGUCAGUGCCACAAUCCGAUUGGUGUUAUAAUACUAAACAAACAAAAAUAUAGUGUACCGGGUGCUGACGGAAAGUGUAUUUAUCAAUAAAUAAAUUUAUAUGAAACGAAUGAAACACAAACGUGAAGGCUGUGAAGCCAAACCAAAACAGUUUCCUUGGGACCGGGCAGCGCAACGUGACCACCAUUAUGUUUAGGGAAGACUUUUAUUUAUAAUGUAGUUACGAUAUAAUAAUAUAAUGAAGUGCGCGGGAGCGUCAAAAAAAUCCUGGUGGUCGCCUGCCGUCCCAACGAACGCUAAAGUUGCACCAUGCGGCCAUGGUGUCUCGUUAGUUUAGCUUUACAGUGGUAAUCGCCGUACUCCUCGUGCCUAGCGCUAUGUAAGGAGUUAGAGUGUGGCCCGCGGCUCCCCGGCUGUGGUGCGCACGCGCAGUAUUUUCGUUACGCCUGUUCUAUAUGGUAAGUCACGCGCGGACUACGGCGAUUAGAACAAAAAGACUUGGCCUCGAUUUUUAACUUGUCACCGGUGUGUGAACGUUUCCCGACUCUAAGCUAUGAAAUGUGUAAUUGUAGAGUUAAGAUUGCAGCUGAACACGUGACUGGCGAUUAUGAUCUAUCUACUUAGGUUAAGGUUGUAGGUUGCUUGAUAUUUUUAGGCUCUUUGUAACCUAUGUGUAAGCAUGUACUCUUAAUGUGUUAGAAUAGCGUUUGACUAAUGUGACCCUUAUAUAAUAUCAUCUCUAAGUGUUUUAACGUAGUGAGUGUCGGUACAAUUGAUCGGUACUCUAAUUGUGUAAUGUUAUAUACUCGAGAUAUAUUUUUUAUUUGAGUUUGUUACGAAUGCGGGACCCGUGGGCCGAUCACUUGUAUGUGAGUACCUUGUUGAUUGUACAUUUCAUUGUAUUGGGUCCGAUGUCAUUUAUAGGUAUCGGCAUAUAACUCAACCGGUUGAUUAAACUAUAAUAUUGUGUAUAGCCUGACCAGUAAAAUUCCGGCCAUAUUGUUUUAGAAUGUGGACCUAUUGUACUGGCAACGUAACGAAAAGACAAGUGGCUCCCCAAAAGCACGUAUUUUAUUUUUUUAGUCAGACAAUAUGUUUUAUUUAUUAAAAACAGCGUGACUCUCCGCCUCGUGACCAUGAAGGCUGCAAAGUCUUCGAAACGUCGGGAUAAAAUCAUAGUAUAAAAACCGCGGAAAUAUCAAACAACAAUACAUACAAACAUCAAAUUGGCUACCUUGGCUACCUCUACGAUGCCGAUUGAGAAGCAAAUUAAUGUCAAACGUUACAACUUGCCAACACGCCCACACAAUUUAGUUACGGUAUACAUGAGCGCAUGCUCGUCAAAAUUGCUUUUUUCUUGUUGUUAAUUUAAUAACUACGUUGUGCUGUUGUGAAUAAAUUAAAUCUCAGCGAACAAAUAUUGUCCUGCGUUAUUGUAGGAUGUAAAACUUAUUCUUCCCGUAAAGAAAAUCAAGCUGAAACCGUCAGCUUCCAUCGGUGAGUAAACAACAAACCUAAUAAAUUUGUUAAAACGUGUAAGUAAUUACAUUUUAUUAUGCUGUAGUCAUAUUAUAAUCGAAUAUAGGCCAUUAGAUUCGCAGUCAUUAUUAUUAUUUUUACCAAUUUGCAUAGUCAUGUUCAAUAGUGUUGUGCUGCAUAUUUUAUCGACAACAUAGAUGUUAGUAUGUUAUAGAUUACUAUUUUGCAUAAAUUGGCUUUUACUUUCAAUAAACUGUGGUGUAGUAGUGAAAGGCACUCUGUCACUGUGCGCGAGGGCUGAGGUCAAGGAUGCUAUUUGAUUUUCGUAGUGUGUUUCAUACAAUGUUUUUCGUUGCAGAUUCCUCACAGAUGAUACUAUGAGGAAAAUACGGAUCUGUACUUUUGCUCGUUCCAAUUGGCAAUGAAAAUAAUAGCACUGUGUUUGCUCUAGAUAUUACAACAAUGGACAACAAUGGCUGUUUUAUUAACACUGGUCAUUAAAUUGAUCGUAAAAAUUUAAAAACUCGAAUUCGAAUAAAUUAUCAUACAUAUUAUAUUUCAUGAAUGAGUUAACGCUGUGUUUUAUUUUUAUUGUUCCAUUUAUAGUAGCUCUCUGACAGAACUAGAUCCCUUGAAGUUUAGUUUAAAAGAAAGCCAUUAGCUCUUCCGCUUUUUGUAGCGUAACAGCUUCUUAAUGAGAGCUUUUAUACACCCACACCGCAUUUGGUAUUUUAAUAUCGAAUUGGAGUUUUGAUGUCUUUAUUCUUUCUAUACCCCUUUAUCUAAAAAAGUAAUUUGUAUAGGUUUGUAGUUGACUGACCCAAAAAUGUUGAUUUUAGUAAUUUACCAUAGCCGAUAGACAAAGUAUCUAUCGAUAUCGAUAAGAUGUCAGAAGGGAUCGCCACACAAAUAAAUUUAUUUUUGUCUAAGACAGCGUACGCUCAAAUGUCACAGUAUUCUAUGCUUGUCAUUGUUCUGAGAUGGAAUCUGAAAAUGUUGUACUGACCUAAACGACAGUCGUAGUCAACAGUAGAGCUGUAUGCUGAUACCUGUAAAUUAUAUUGAGACGAGUCGGUGACUGAGUGGAAUCGAUUACUUUUACGUCUGUGAUUAUCGUAAACGUUCUCGUUCUGCUUAGCGCAUAGAGCGUAUUUACACGGGCGGUGUGAUACUAAUAUAUUAUGUAUUCAUUUAUAAUAUGAUACGAUUUUAAAUCGAGGCCAUUCGAACGAUUUCUUGAUGUUGAUAGUUGCACAAGUAACGAAGCAUAAAGAAAUUAUAUGUUAUUGGAUAGCAAAGGAAAGCCACAAGGGCGUUGAGAAGUGUUUUUAUUUAUUUUGUUCUAAGCGACUAAUAUUUUUAUUAUCAUGUGGGGUGGAGUAAGUCCCAACGGAACUUCGUGCUUUUAGCAACUUAUUUUAAGGAUACAACAAUAAAGUUAAAUAUUUAAAAA
Molecule: messenger RNA, 6297 nt
Organism: Manduca sexta (tobacco hornworm)
Lineage: Eukaryota; Metazoa; Arthropoda; Insecta; Lepidoptera; Sphingidae
Gene: stau
Product: double-stranded RNA-binding protein Staufen homolog 2
Exons: 18
Coding region: 160-2865 (901 amino acids)
Source: RefSeq, a predicted model, not a curated record